Asterias rubens (European starfish) is the source of this 3520-nucleotide messenger RNA. Its product is annotated as ileal sodium/bile acid cotransporter-like. The transcript is spliced from 3 exons. Gene Ontology annotation, cellular component: membrane. NCBI's taxonomy places the organism in Eukaryota, Metazoa, Echinodermata, Asteroidea, Forcipulatida, Asteriidae. The record is from RefSeq and is a predicted model, not a curated record. Bases 755 to 1696 code for a protein of 313 amino acids.
UGUCUAUAGUGCCAUUAAAAAUCAAAAUAAUGGUUCUGCUGUCGGGCCUUCUGUUGUUUGUCUCUGGAAACGCGAUUAUCCGGUCUCGGUUGAUUACAGUUGAGUGGUCCUGAAGGAAUCUCUAGGAUAGUCAGAGCACACAAUAUGGAAGUAUUGUCCGACUGUGCAAGGCCGACCGGCCGUUGCUGGGGCCUGGGGUUUGAGCAAACCAUGAAUAUGCACAAAAACACAAGCGAAGUUUAUACAACUGUGGAAGUUGUCCAUCCCUGCUGCAGGAACGUCUACUGAGAACGAGAAAAAGUUGUUGUAACAGCGUAGAAAAAAAAAACCCUGCUAACGUUGCACAGCUUCCAUGAGACCGGAAAGGGAACAUAGCUUUAAUGACGAUUGGUGUUCUUUGACUAUCGACUUGUUUUAACAACGCAGGAACAAAGUCAAAUGCUGAUGUUGCACUGCGGCUUCGCACGAAACCUGAACGAGGAACACAAAUUUUGAUAACAAUAGUGUUCGACCAUCACUUGGGAGACAUGGGAAAAAGUUAACUGCUGAAGUUGCACGGUUUCCAUGAAAAAUGUACAUUUAAUGACAAUUGGUGUUAUUUAAGUAUCGACUUAUCGGACAACGCAGGAACUGCUGAAGUUGCCCUGGAGCUAUUCGUGAAACCGGAAAAAAGGAACAUAUAAUGACGACUGGUGUUAUUUGAGUGUCGCUGCUUUGGAGAGUAAUUUUGUUCCAGACAUCAUCGUCGUCAAAGAUGGAAGUGGAGACGGCGAAUCUGCCCGAGUACGAAACGGUCAUCUCGAUCCAGACAGUCUUCCUCCAUGUUGUGAUAAGCACUGGCUCCAUUGUCAUCGGGUGUAGAGUCACCCCGGAUGACUUCACGAACUGCGUCAAGAAACCCACGGCGCUUUGGCUGACCACGCUAGCGGUGGUGUUCGUUGCACCUCUUAGUGCCUACGUCUUGAGUUUAGCUCUGCAUCUGCACUUUUCGGAUGGUAUCACCCUUUUGGUUGCAUCGUGUUGUCCGGCUGAUAUCCUGUCGCCCAUAUUCGCCUAUUACACCAAUGCGGAUGUGACUUUAUGCUUGUCGGUCAUCGUGCUCACGACCGCCAUGUCCGUGGGCAUGAUUCCGCUGGGUAUUGUCUUCUGUGCGUCGGCAUUCUCGGAGCUCAACCUAGUCGAGAUCCCACAUGACACCAUCGUCUUCAUCCUGAUACAGUACGUGAUAGGGCUAUCCAUGGGCAUGGCGUUCCGAAAGUUUAACGAGAAAUGGGCCAACCAUACGGUUAGGUUUCUCAGCUUCGUUCCGCCUCUUCUCGUCAUAGUAAUGGUAACCCUGACGACUGUACAGAUCCCAAGGUCCAUACAAGCUUCGUUGGUUGGAGCAUUCUCCGUUCUCAUCUACCUCCUUCUCAUGCUAGCCGCGACCUACAUCAUCGGUGCGCUGUCCGGGCAGGAGCACGCUACCAGCCGGGCGAUGGCACUCUGCGCGGCCAACAAAAGCACCCUGCUUGUCCUGACCAUCGUUCACAACUCGUACCCGGGCGACGUCCUGGCCGAAGCCCUACCCGUGCCGACUCUGUUGGUGCUCGUGUACAUCGCAUUUGGCGUCCUGCUGUCGGCAUUACACAUAAUUUACACUAAAGUGAAAGAAAGGCAAUCUGACGCCACACUUUCAUUCGAGGCUCGUGCAUAAAUGCCAGAGAUUGGCCUCCAGCCUAUAGGUCAAUCCCCGUCCACAGUCACCAUUCACCUACAUUUUAUUUUACAUGGGAAAGUGCAGGUGCCAAACAACACUUCGGACCAAUCAAAACACAUGGAAGGAAGGCUUACGUCACUGCACGUUUAUCCAAUGAAAUUGUUGUAUUCAAACAGUGGACUUUCAAAACGCAUCCUUCUUGAAACCGUAUAGACGGGUAUAUGCCAAGGAAGAGGUUGUGGAACUGCUAUCAUUGCUAAACAGCACCUUCUUCCUGGAACACUGAAGAGCGCUUGCAGGCAACGGCUAGUUGGCCGUCUACAGGUGGUGAGAUACAGGUGAGAUCCGUGAAGCCAACGUCCUUCAGAAUAUGGUGCAAGACUGAUUGGUUUACAGUGAGUGGCAAGACUGGUAUCAUUGCUAAACAGCACCGUCUUCCAUGAACACUGAAGAGCAAAAGAGAGACAACAGCGCCUUGAGUACCUUGUUUGGUAGAUACGUGCGCUAUAUAAGACUUCGAAAUUAUUAACAGCAGAGUGGAACUUUGUAGGGCCAAAAAAGCGCCCGGAUAAUAUGUUGCAAGAUUUGUUACGGAGAAGGGGAGAAUCGACGCAGCCAUUUUUGUAUUUUGUCUUCUAUACCAAAAUGCAGCGUGAACCAAAAACGAGACUGAAGGUGACAUUCAGUCGGGUUCCCUGUUGUUAUAAGUGGAAACUAUUUUUGUUAAUAAUUUAUCACUGUGUAUAUAAAAGGGGCCAAGAGGGGUGUCUGUCAUGAUGGCAAUGUCAUUGUAAAUAAUGAUAUAUAUACUUGUAGUCUGUAUAUAGUAAUUAACCCGUCUAAUAAUUGGUCUUUGUUAUGUUUCAUUUUACACAUUGAGAGAAAGAGAAAAAGACACAAAAAGAAGACGACAACAACAACAUUACCCAACAACAAACAAACAAGCAAAACAGCUUCACACCAAGAGGGGCCGUGGUUGAGUAGCACAUAGUGCACUUGCCACUCAGUUGUAGGGUUGAGUUCCUGACCCCGAUUCAUCUUAAACACAAAAAGUAGCUAAGCACAACACAAUUAUGCUUACCAGAAUAAGGUUACCAGCCUAACUAUCAUCUCACGUGUCCAAAUUGUGACCGAUAUCCUGCUCAUUUCUGUUAAACAAUAUUUACCGCUUAAGCAACUCUUAAUGAAAUUUGGCACAUGCCCAGCUAGUCAUUACAUUUUGUUCCCCUUUAUCUAGACUCUUAACCAUGAUUGCUUCUCUUCGCCCAGAAGUAGUUGGGGGGGGGGGGGGACACCUGUAAUUCAUCUAGCUUAGUCUCACAGUGAGCGUUACAAGAUUCACGCUGCUCAGUAAGCCGCGACUGGUUUGAAAUAACUGGUUCAUUGAAACACUUUACGGUGUAGUGCCCAUUCAUACAGACCUGCUUCAGCACUAAAAGAUGCUUAGCAAAACAUAAUUAUGCCUACAAGAACAAGUUUACUAGCCAAAAUACCACGUCACAUGUACCUUUUAUGAUUGGCAUCCGGAUCAUUUCUGCUUAGCAGGGAGUUAAGCAGCUCUAUUGGGCCCAGAAUUGAACGAGAUCCCGGUCUCGUGGUGCCUGACUCAUUUCGGGGUCAACGUGACCCCGAAUGAGUGUCAAAAGGACCCACAAAUGGGUCACACUGAUAUAGAUUCAAGAUUAAAACCCUUUUUUUCUCUUAGGACUAAUUUGUGUGUGUGAAAAAUUACCUCUUUCUCUAAAACGUUAUCACUUCCAAGUGUCGUUUCCAACAAUGUUUUAUAAUACCAGCAGCCAGUAGCUCUCCACUGCUUUUUUU